AUGGACUAUACACAAACCAGCAGACUACGAACUGAAAAGUCUGAUUUCACUCAGUCAUUGGAUGAAACUGAAAAAGAGUUAUAUCGAGUAGGAGUUGAGAGUACAGGCGCCAUGACGAGGUGGAUUAAGAGUAGAGCCUCAUCAGCAAGAAUCAUGACUGCGGAUGUUUUGACGAGGAAUCGGCAACGUUGA
Synchytrium microbalum is the source of this 192-nucleotide messenger RNA. RefSeq lists its product as uncharacterized. The transcript has 2 exons. The record is from RefSeq and is a predicted model, not a curated record. Bases 1 to 192 code for a protein of 63 amino acids. NCBI's taxonomy places the organism in Eukaryota, Fungi, Chytridiomycota, Chytridiomycetes, Synchytriales, Synchytriaceae.